AUGGUCUGCACGACCUGCUUCCUCUUCGCCAGAGUCCCGAAGAUGGCCUGGGAAGGCCUCGGGGUCGAGCGCAAAGGCGCCUGCCACCAGCGCCGAGGGUCGCGGGCGCAGGCGCGCAACGACAUCGGCAAGGGGUUGGCGCCGAACACCAAACCGAAGCUUUUCUUCGGCGCUCUGGUUGGGCCGCCCCCCGAGGCGCGGAGCCGCUGGGCCGUGCAGCUCGGGGUCGACCCGAGCGGCCAGGCGCGCAGGCCUGCGCCUGAGGCUUGCGCAGGCAGCGAGGCUGGGGCCGAUGUGCAGCGCUCCAGCAGGCGCCAGCGUGGCAAGGCGCCGCCCGCGGGUGAGUGA
This is a messenger RNA of Prorocentrum cordatum, 348 nucleotides long. NCBI's taxonomy places the organism in Eukaryota, Dinophyceae, Prorocentrales, Prorocentraceae. The record is from the annotation of a GenBank genome assembly.